UCCUAUUGGGAUGCAGCUGACCAUUAAUCAGCAACGCCCCCCUAGUCUGUACCCCAUAUCUAGCGUGGUGCGUCUUUCUCGACUCGAGGAAUCCAGGAUAGAAUGGCGGCGCAAUCAUCAGCUCGUGUAGAGUUGUCAUGAGCGGUACAACCUUUGGCUUUUGUUGAAUAAUCAGUGGACUGCACAACCUUCGGCCCGUGCUUUCCUAAGGAGUGUGUGUAUGUAUUGCCGCGACUAAGUAAAAGUUUAUCGAUCGGAUAGGAGGGAUAUGAAACGGGGACACAACGAAGGAAACAUCAUUAAACGUUGACAUCGGCGUUUCUGAGGAACAUUUCUUUAAUGUUAAUAAGAUAAUGUUAAUAAGAUAGAAAACCGAUUACUCGCGGUCGACUCGAGUUUAGAAGGGUGAUAUAUUUUCUUCAGGAAAAGGAGAUAUAAGGAUACUGUAAUAAUGUUCACACUCAUCACACUCAAUUCUUUAUCCUAUUCUUAUAUCUAUUAUGUAAUUACAUUUCACCUUAUUGCGAUCCGAUUUCUCUCGAAGCAAAAGGAAAAGGAGAAUCUACGGAUAUAAGGACAAUCCCACACGUAUAUCGAUAAUCUUUAAGAAGACACACGAGGGCAGUCCGAUAAGUACUUAGCCUACAAAAAAACAAAAAUUUUGGAAAAGUGGCGAUUUAUUUCUUAACAUAGUCUCUUUUUAGCUCGAUACACUUUACCCAGCGAUGCUCCAACUUUUUCAAUCCAUCUGAAAAAUACGUUUUCUUGAGAUCUGCAAAGUAGACCUUCGUGACGGCAAAGACCUCCUCAUUCGACUCAAAUUUCUGCAGGGCAAGUGAUUCUUUCAAGUUGGAAACAAAAAAAAGUCGCGGGGCCAAAUCUGGAGAACACGGUGGAUGGGGCAGCUUAACCCUAUCACGAUUCUUACGUAGAUUUUAGGUGACUUGGUUUUUUACAUGGGUUUUCGAAAUCACGCGGUUUUUUACGCUAUUUUUCCAAUAAGCACGGUUUUUUACGAGGUACGUAUUCCCCGCGUAAAAAAACCUGAGUGUAUCGAACAACUAUUCUCUCAGUGAUGAAUUAUGGCAGUUUCUGUUUUCAAACAGCUGCCAAAACACACCUCAUUAAACUUGAGCAAGUUUAAUACCAUUGUCUCCGUACUGCGUUGUGAUGUAUGCCCUUAACACACACCAUGAGUCUCGAGGUUUUGGCAAGCACUGAAUAAUCACUUCAAUUUAGUGUUGUAAACGGUCGACAUUUCUCUCAACCAUUACAUACUGCUCUAGCGCGAGUCACGGCUCAAUAUGUACACCCAGGUUUUUCUUUGCGGGGGAUACGUACCUCGUAAAAAACCGCGUUAAAUGGAAAAUCCACGUUAAUUGGAAAAUCCGCGUAAAAAACGCGUUAAUUGAAAAAUCCGCGUAAAAAAAAUCCAUGUCACCUAAUGAUAGAUAUCAAAUGGGACUAUCUUUACGUAGAACGGAAGUAAAAAGUUGAGUGUUGCUCGCUUCCGAAAACCCGUAGUUUUAUCCUGCAAUUUCGUUGGUUACUGGUAACUAUAGUUCGGUUUUCCUCACGAAUGAGGUCAUCUGCUGUUGCUAGAAGAUUCCCUAGUAAUUUGUACACUCUUCUACCGAUGCACGUUCAGUACCACUGUUGGACAGUCCAGAGCUAAGUAGACAGGGAAAAACAUUCACGAAUCGCUGCCAGAGCUGCGAUUUGUCGUGAGAAUCAAGUGAUGGUACUCACACAAAGAUAAUCAACAAAUUUUGUACGACGAUUAUAUUUGGUGACCAUCUCAAAGCCAGUUCAAUAGUGUGAGAAGAGUAUUAUCACAACACUAACACAUGGUGAGCUUCUACUUGACAGUAGAAAUUCGAGCUCUUUGGUGAGUGUCCUGUUGCUGAAAUGUCAGAAUAGUGCGACACUCAAAAGUCUAGCUGAUGGUUUAGUGUUUGGCGAUAUUCACAACAUUCGCCUCUUUGUGUUCGUCCUUUACGGCCAGGGAUGCCAGAUGUGAAUAUACAGUUUCAUUUUAAAUACAAUUUGAAGAAUAUUGUAUUUUCAGGCAUGUAUUUUCUUUUCAUCUUUUCAGAUGGCCUUAAUGUUUUUAGUGGCACUUCGCCGACUCUACGUAGUAUCACACGUGUCAUUUGUAUUAGUACUUAGUUUGUGGAAUGACACGCCUUGAUUAUCCCCUCUAUUGCGGAUCCCGAUCGGGUUUGAAAUUAGCAAAAUGAUGCAUUUUGAAACACGUUCGACUUCGAUUUUUUUUACCAAAUUUGUUUCUCAUCGUUGCAACGAUGCUAAAUUCGUAGACAUAUUCGCAAUUUUACUGAUGUUUGAUGUCCUGCCUAUCCUGUUGCAGACUUAUAUUUUCAGUUGCAAGCUGCAGUGAUAUGGCAUUUCUACUCUUUUUUUACUCUGGAGGUGAUGACAUUUACUUUGACAAAGGCCAACAUGAAAACAACAAGUCACCAAGUAUUUUUGUAUACAUUAUACAUCAAAUAUUUUUGUGUACACUGGCUCUCUGGGUUGACCGCUACCGACCGCGCCAGCUAUCCAAACUGGACUACCACAAAACGCAAGUUACGCAUCUGAUCAAUCUUUGCUCCCAGGGAGACUUCCCGCAUGUUCUACGGCCCUUCCAGGCCAGUAACAAAACUCGCAUCAUGUGUCUGCUGCGGAAACUUUACCAACCGGGCGCGGAACGGCUACGCAAUGAGAUAAUGAAUUUCACAACGCCCUCGAACCGGAAGGUGGAAAUCAGGAGCAUCAGCAGUAAUUACCACAUCGAGUUGAAUUCAUCGGUUGCCGUGAUAUAUAACAGGGUGGUCGUGUCGAAUUUGAUCAAGCAAAUUGAUCCCAGUGGGUAGAGGGAAUAUGAGACUCGUCUUGUCCGAAGUGGAUUAGUUGAUAAAAGAUACCCAGGAUGCGCUGAGAAGAACCAUUGAAAAGUAUUUGUCUACGUGCAGAUUGAUUUUGUGCGCCAAUUCUACUUCGCGGGUUAUCCCCGCGGUUAGGAGUCGUUGCUUGAGUAAGAGUGCCGGCUCUAUCUUAGGAGGAUAUUCUUCAAAUUUUCUAUCACAUUCCUUCGGAGCUAACGAAAAGAAUUACGCUAUCCUCAUGCUGGAAGCUUGCAAGGUACAACUGUAACCGUUCACGGUCAACUAUAAGGUGCCGUAAAUCGACAGGCAAAUAUUCCUUCGAGAAACCGCCAAUCAGAUUGUCCUCGAACAAAGUCCACAGAAGCUGGAAGUGGUGACGAAACAGCUAUACGAACUGCUAUCCCAAGGCGUUCUAUCGAAUGUUAUAAUCUGUGGAUUGGUACCUAAUCUGGUUAAAAAUUGCGACGAGUCUGAAGACGCAAACGUUGAAUUUUGCCGGGUACUAUGAACACCGGAUGCAGCAAGGAAGCAAACAUAUAUUCCAUCUGGAAUUGUUCGUGGCGCAGUUAAUGGCACGGUAUAAGAAGUUUCUCAAUAAAGCCUCAAUGCAAGUGGAUGAUUUUUAAGCGAUUCUUUGAGAUCGCAAUUUUCUUUCGUUUUAUGAAAAAAUUAAAUUUUUGUGUUCAUCACACGUUUAUUAACUAAACUUCAAUAGUUCUGGUAAUGAUUAACACAAAAUAAAAAAAAAACACGCAUUGUCGGUUUUCAAUCGGAUCGUUUUCAUGAUCCGCAAAACAAUUAUGAAAUGGUAAAUUUAUCAAUAUACUUAAAUACCAUUUCAUUCAAAAACCAUUAUGAUGCACCAUGUUCAUUUGAAAAUUAUAUUUAAUGUAACUUUUAAAAUCAUGACACCAUAAUAUUUUUUAUUAUAUAUGUCUGUUCAUUUUAACUACAAGAAAUAAAUAUUCGCUCGAUUAAUCGAAUACUGAAAGACAAUUGUUCGAAUGAAUCGAAUAUUGGCCCCACGAUUAAUCGAUAAUCGAAUAAACGAAAAAUUUAGACAUCUCUAACAACAACAACAACUUCUACUUCAACAAACGAAUCUAAACAACCGUCGCGAUUGUCAAGAAUGAUUGGAACUGUCUGAUCACUCACAUUUCUACUACCAUCAUACGCCACAACCACCGCUCUCGUAACGUAAAGUUGUAAACAGAGCGAUCAGCAGUGAGAGGCAUUGGAACCAACCGUCAUUUGGUUAGGUGUCAGAAACAAAAUAGUGAGUAUCACUACUGAAUAUUUGGAUCUCACGUGCCGUGAGAGGAAUUGAGUGACUAUGGUCAGCUUUUUUGUGACAUUGACGGUGAUGGAUUGCAGCUCUGAUCGCUGCUCGUAAAAACUCCGUCCCGUUGUACCGCCCGGCGAGCUCCCCGUUACCCAACACCUAAAAUCCACGUAAGAAUCGUGAUAAGGUGCGGCACUAAGCGCUCCGUUACAAGUACUAAUAACCGUAAUGUGCUCUGAGGGAACAUGAGAGAAAAAUGUGAGUUGAGGGGACGCGGGUACCGCGUAAAAUAAAACUGCGUUAAUUGGAAAAUCAGUGUAAAAAAACGUGUUAAUUGGAAAAUCCGCGUAAAAAAACCUUGUAAAAAAAACGUGCAAAAAGACCUGGGUGUAUUGCCAUUGUGACCAAGAAUGCAUUGCUCGGUUCCAACAGUCACCUCAGAAAUAAACGCACAAUCGCAAACACGACCAUCAAUUGAGCGUUUAUAUAUUCUCUCUUUCUGUCGAACGUACCCAGAAGAGCGGUGAAUAUAUGCUAUUUUAAAUCUACCAUUCGUGCUCAUAACCAUCCUUUAAUUCCAGCUUAUAUGACCGUAGUUUUAAUGUCAUUUGGCAUUGAAACUGCAGUGGUAUGCAUUCUUAUUCUCUCUUUAUUCUGCAUUCAAGCGUAGCUGCACACAUAUAUCCACCUUCUCACUCACACAUCCAUACACGAUGGAUGAUAUUUAGACGAAUUGCUUAGAUCAAAGCAACCGACAAACUCCCCCCUAUCAAGUGCGAAUGUGUUGAAUGAACGUUUUCAGCGAUGAGCGUUCCCCGUGAACACUGUUGUUUAAUUACGGGACGAGGAAUAGCUAAUGAAUAAGAUGGAAAAAAACGAAAUGUCAUAUGACAUUUUUAGUUCGAUGGUACUUUGACUGUUCAUGUUAUGAUGUUCAUUAAUGACACAGCACAUACGUCUCCAUAAAUAGAUGGUAACCAUUAGCAAGACUGCUUCAAUUUGUUAUUUCAUCGGUUCCUCGUCCGGUGUGAGGUUAUGAACCCAUUGGUGAUCGGAAGUUUUGUUAAUUUUAAUUCACUUCUCUAAUAUUUCAUCUUCUAUAUCAGUUUUCGCUUAUCAAUGUCAUAAUCUCACAAAAUGGAUCGAUAAAUCAUCAAAGAAAAAACAAUGCACCAAAGAUAACACUCAUUCCACCUGACGCCGACAUUCCUCUUAUCGCACGCAUACUCACACACUCAGGUUUAUCGAAUCUUAUCGGGCCAGUCCAUUCACCGUUUAUCGCCGCGAACGAACAGGAGCAAUGAAGCCGGCUGUAAGCAACAUUCCCCACUUCGUCCAGGAUGGUAUCCGGAAAACAGCUUCCAAACUAAACUUCGGCCCCCAAUUCACCGUUGAUUACGACUUCCGCAGUGGUGCAAACAGUUCGAGCUGUGUUUCCAUCAUCUACCGCAUCACGUUACGAGAAGAACCACGUGAAGUUACACUCCUCUGCAAGGGUCCUCUGGCGGGGGCCAAUGACACUUUGCUAGCUCUGUUCGAACGGGAGGUUUACAUCUACCAGCAGCUUCUACCGGCUUUUGGAGAAUUCCAGCGCGAGCACGGCAUUGAGCAGACGGCCGAAGAAUUUGUUUUCGCACCGAAUUGCUACUACGCCUACUACGACGCGAAAUGCCGGGAAGGUAUUCUGAUACUGGAGGAUGUGAGCAGACGAUUGUUUGGCGAUCGGAGCCGGUUUGGGGCCACCGAUUACGACCAUGGGCGACUAGUAAUGGUUCAACUGGGAAGAUUGCAUGCAGUUUCGCUGGCUCUGAAGGAACAACAUCCCAAACUGUUUGGUCGUUUUCAACAACUGGGAGAUGUCACCAAGGAGCAAGUUUUAGCGAUGGAUGAGUUCAAGAGUGUGAUGGAUCUAUCAUUUGACCAGGCUAUCGCUACGCUGAACGUGCACGAGACGGCGAAAAAGGAAAAGUUGGCCAAGUUGAAGCGCUCGUUCGUGGAGGAUCUGAGGGCAAUCGGAGACGGCGAACAGUCCGAGCCAUUUUGCGUUGUUUGCCACGGAGAUUACAGCGGCAGUAAUUUUAUGUAUAACUACAACAGUGGUUUCCCCAAUCGAAUGGUGAUACUGGAUUGGCAGCUAGCAAAGUAUGGAUCGCCUGCGGUGGAUUUUCUCCACUUCAUGUUUCUCAGCACAGAUGAAUCAUUUCGGCGCCUUCACUACGACAACAUGCUGCAGACGUACCAUGGCGCUUUGAGGGACCACUUGGAACGUUUGGGAGAGCACAAUGCAACGGAGCGAUUUCCAUUGACCACGCUGAUGCGAUUAAUCCGUUCGCAAGCCAAGUAUGCAGCUACGCUGGCAGUACUGCAAAUACCGAUGACGAUUGUCAGCGCCCGAAUAGAUUCAAGAGAGGAUGAGCCGGGGGUAUCGGGAGGAACCGAGCUGAAGUAUCAAACUCAAAUGAAUGGUCAAAUCAUUCAUUCAAAGGACACAUACCAUUUUUCGGGUCGAACAGUAUCUUGUCGGUCGAUAAGUCAACUAUGUCGGAAGCGAUCCCCGUGCCCAUCAUGGAUUUCACCAGUGAUUUGGACGGCCCAAGGCGUAACAGUGGAUCUUUCGUGCUCAGGGAAGAGGUUCCAAUCGUGGACGACACAGGCCGCGACGAUGGAUCAUUCGUGUUGAGAGAAGCGGUGCCCAUAAUUGAUAACGGCUGUCUCCCUUUGCCGGCAUACGUUGAGGAAUCAAUCGUCCGUGUAGUUCCGCAGGAAGGGUUCACUCCAGGAAGGUUUUCGAUCUCAAUCGACGGCCUCAAGGGAU
Toxorhynchites rutilus septentrionalis is the source of this 6985-nucleotide messenger RNA. RefSeq lists its product as uncharacterized. Bases 5471 to 6850 code for a protein of 459 amino acids. The transcript has 4 exons. The record is from RefSeq and is a predicted model, not a curated record. Lineage: Eukaryota; Metazoa; Arthropoda; Insecta; Diptera; Culicidae.